AUGGUCGAUAUUCGGAUGCAUAUUACCUGUCCAGUUUUCAUUCGACUUGUUGGUCUACCUCGUGAUUGCUGUGAAGCCGAUCAUCCAGAAAGUACUAGAUGGCUUGCAUGGGAUACGCUACACGAUGUUAUUGGACGUUUGGAAAACUUCCCAUUGACGGUGAAUGAAUUAAAAGAUACUAGGGAACGGUCAACUACAAAUGCUAUAAAUGACGUAUCUCUAUCUCAAAUAAGGAAUUCUGAUUCAGUCUACACCGACGAAGCUUUUGUCUAUUGA
Trichobilharzia szidati is the source of this 276-nucleotide messenger RNA. NCBI's taxonomy places the organism in Eukaryota, Metazoa, Platyhelminthes, Trematoda, Strigeidida, Schistosomatidae. The record is from the annotation of a GenBank genome assembly.